This is a messenger RNA of Schistocerca gregaria, 3498 nucleotides long. It is a transcript of the gene Stlk, whose product is annotated as STE20-related kinase adapter protein alpha. The record is from RefSeq and is a predicted model, not a curated record. NCBI's taxonomy places the organism in Eukaryota, Metazoa, Arthropoda, Insecta, Orthoptera, Acrididae. Gene Ontology annotation, molecular function: protein kinase activity; protein serine/threonine kinase activator activity; ATP binding. The transcript is spliced from 7 exons. The coding region runs from base 419 to 1591 and encodes 390 amino acids. Gene Ontology annotation, biological process: protein phosphorylation.
CAUUUGCAUCGAUUUAUUGCGCGCACGGAACUUUGUGCGGAUGUCUGCGCAGACAGAUCGUUGCAUGUGUUUGUGCCACAAAAUAUCUUUAGAUAUGAAAGAUAUUCUUAGGCGUUGUAGCAUCGUGAAGGAUGCGGAGGGAGGCAAAGAGAAAAAGAGGGUGGAACAUGAAUGGAAUUAUAUAGAAAAAGCUUUGCAAGAUGAUGAACUGCUUCUACCAGUUUUGUUUUGCACAAGGUGUAUCCAGUGUUUUAGUUAGUUCGGAGUAUUCAAUUGCGAGAGACCGCUUAAAACUUUUACAAAAUAUAUCGUAGUGUGUGACAGAAUUUGAAAUCAUUAACAAGCUUUAAGCAUUUUAAUAUGGUAUUUGAAAAACACAGCUGUUUGUGAUGUACUCCAGCACAUACGUUGGUGAACAAUGUUCCAGCCUGUACGUACAAAUUUUCAGUCCUGCUGCAUAAUAGGACAAUGUUGCAAUAAAGGUGGAACAGUAGAGCUAAUGAGGUAUUUACCUCUUAGCACUGUGGUUGCUGUGAAAAGAAUCAAUUUAGACAAUUAUGAUACAAAUGGCUUUGCAGAAGAAUUAGAGCUUUUGCAGACUGAACUCUGCGUUUCACGACAGCUGUCACAUCCUAACGUGCUGUAUUAUCACCUAGCGUUUGUGUCGGGCACUGAAUUGUUAAUGGUAUCACCAUUGAUGGCCUUUGGUUCAUGCCAAGAUUUAAUACAGAAUCAUUUUGUUGGUGGUUUACCCGAACUCGCAAUUGCUUUAAUCCUCAGAGAUGUUCUUCUUGGUCUCGAAUACAUUCACAAAAAAGGAUUUAUUCACAGGGCCAUCAGAGCAAGUCACAUAUUAGUUUCAUCUAGUGGAAGGGCCUGUUUAUCAGGGCUCAGGUAUUCUUACAACAUCGUGAGGGAUGGAAGAAGAGUGAAUACCGUGCAUUCAUUUCCAAACAGUACGCAGAAAAAUUUGAACUGGCUGAGCCCAGAAGUACUGGAACAGAACCUCAAAGGUUACAAUGAAAGUUCAGAUAUUUACAGUAUUGGCAUAACACUCUGUGAGUUGGCUAAUGGUGUGGAACCCUUCUCUGGUAUGCCCACAACAUUGAUGUUAAUGGAAAAAGUUCGUGGCUCUGUUCCACAGCUUUUGGAUAUCUCCACAGUUUCGUUUUUUAAGGAAUAUGGGUUUUCUCCUCAGCCUUGUGGUUUGUUGUGCGAGGAUGAAGUAACAGAAGAAGAAGAAGAUGAAAUUAGAGUUUCAGUAGAACAUAUUGGAUACGGUGACACAGUGGCAAGUGCCCGUUACGAACAGAGACGUGCAAUGCUGGAACGUACACUUUCUGAGGCAUUCCAUGACUUGACACAGUUGUGCCUGUUGCGAGAACCAUCCGCACGUCCAACGGCUGCUCAGUUGUUACAGCAUCAAUUUUUCAAGCAGUGUCGGCGGGCUUCCCAGCACUUACCUGAUCUUCUGCGGCCUGUGCUGCCUCUCACUGACAAUAGGACAGCAAGCUAUGGUGAUCCAGAAUUGCUGUUUGUUUCUGAAUCACUAUCAGAUUUAGAGAUAGCACCUUUAAAAUGGAAUUUUUAAGUGUGUGUGACAUGCUUUGGGAGCUGGUGUGGUUGAGUGUAAAACACUAUGAAAGUCUGACAGACACAUUGCUGUUUUGCAAAGGAACAGUGGCCACUCCGGGUGCCAAGUAGUGCCAUUGUUUCAACAACACUAACUUAUUUGUUGAUGUGGUGUAUGUUAAUGUUUCUAACAUAUUAUACUCUCUUCUGUGAAGGGAUUAUUUGCCAGUUUGUUGUAAAUGUUUAUGUGAUUACAAAUACAGAAUUAAUAUUAAUUUAAAGUAAUUCCUGUUGUUUGUGAAGACUGAAGGUUUCACAUGCAGUGUCAGCACAUGGCUGUCUGUUGCUUUGUUUUAGCCUCUGAUACCAAAGUUUUAUUAAUUGUAAUGGAGGUAUAUCUUAUUGCUAUUUUUGUAAAUCACUGUAAUUGAAACCUUUUAUCUAAACAGCAAGUCACUACAUAAAGAGCCAGUACAAAUGUUCUAAAUAAAAUAUUUUAAAUGAAACAGUGUAUAUAAAUGGGUUAUGAUCCACAGCAAAUAAAAGGUUUGUAAUGUUGAAGAUCUCAUAUUUCACAGAAUAUGCAAAUUUUAACGGCAGGGAACAAAACCCAUUGUAUUGGUAUUCUAAAAAGUGAUUCAUGUAAAUGCAUGUAAUCAGAUGUGCAGAAACUUUUGUGAUAGAUAUGUGGAUGGCUGUGUGGGGUGGUGUUAUUCAGUAUCUGUGGGUUGUACAAAAUUCUUUUAAUUAGUAGCUUUAAAAUAAUUUAAGCUGUGUACUCAUUAUUGUGAAAGAGAUUUAUCCUUAUACGUAGAUUCUAUAUUCUUAUUGAUAUUAUUUCAGCUGUUCACUUUCAGAAUUUAAAGGUGCUAAGUUUCUUAAAUUUGUGAAUGGAGGAAAAUCAGAGUAUGAAUUUGUACACUUGUUUUUGAACAAGCUUAAUACUUCCUAUCAAUGAAAAAGGGUAGAAUAAAAAUUGUUCCACUUGAAAGUAUGGUGUGUGUGUGUGUGUGUGUGUGUGUGUGUGUGUGUGUGUGUGUGUGUGUGUGUGUGUGUGUGUGUGUGCAUGCAAGAGAGAUUAAUACAUUUAAUUGUUGCUUGUAAAAAGCAUUUAUUCAGUGCAAGUUCUGUGUUCAAGGAUUUAUUAGAGAGAGAGAGAGAGAGAGAGAGAGAGAGAGAGAGAGAGAGAGACGCAUUGUGUGUCUUUAAUAAAAUUCUUAUUGUAUGUCCCAUGUAUAAUAUCAAUUUUUCUGCCCAUCUGAUUAAAUUACAAAGACGUGAGUAAUCAAGACUAAGGAACAGAAUCUGUGUAUAUUUGCCUUUGCUUUAAUCUGCCAGUACUGAACUGCAAAAUAAGUGGCACAAAUUUAUCUACAAUAGUAAUGACAUAUGACCUGCUUUUAAACAGGCAUAUCUCAGUAUUAAAACUUCAUAUCUGAUGUAACACAUCUUGAAGUGUGUUGCCUCACAAAUUUGUACUGAUGCCAUCACAUAUUUUACUAAUUAAUAAUUUGUGGGCAUCAAUGAUAAAAAUUGGAUUGUUUCACAUUUUGAGGCUGCUGCUUUUAAUAGGUAUGAGAACUAUGUGAUGGAUUCUGUUACAAGCAGCAUAAAAUAGUAACAUGAACUGACCAAUUUUACAAAUGCCUUUAUUAAAAUAUCACCCUUUCCUAUGAUGCUAGUUUCUUUGUUCAAAGUUUCGCAGAUAGUGAAAAAAAUUGCAUAUAUUUUUAUGUAUUUAUAAAUAUCCUUCAUUUUUCACUAUUGCAAGACAUGGUAUAAUUUUUUGUAAGCUACUGUGAUCAUCAAAAGAGUUCUCCUAGGUGCAAACAUUGUACAUUUGUGCAAUCAUUAAAAAACUAAUGUGAAAGAUGAAUAAAGCACAGUGAAGGCAGGGAUUUAAUUUUUGCUAUUCACUUAUUCACA